This is a messenger RNA of Morus notabilis, 1636 nucleotides long. RefSeq lists its product as uncharacterized. The transcript is spliced from 7 exons. The coding region runs from base 230 to 1510 and encodes 426 amino acids. NCBI's taxonomy places the organism in Eukaryota, Viridiplantae, Streptophyta, Magnoliopsida, Rosales, Moraceae. The record is from RefSeq and is a predicted model, not a curated record.
AUUCACACACACUCAAGAACUCUCUCUCUCUCGCCCUCUCUCUCUCUACUCUCUCUCUCUCCACAAAGUUUUUAGAUUGUUGCGUGAAGCAGAAGUUUGGUACACUACUGGGGUUCUGUGUUUUCCUCCAUUCUUGGUGAUAAUAAUUAGUGCAGACAAUAAUAUCUCAUAAGCUUGAAAAGUAAUUCUCAUUCUCAAAACCCUUGUCCAAAAAAAAAAGUUCUUCGAAAUGGGAAAGAAAGAACAGAAAAAUCGGAAAGAGAACAACAAUAACAUGUCUACAAGAGUUGAAGCAGUUCUCGAUCUUCUCAAGAAACAAGCACCUUUCUCUCUCAAACAGGAGAAGUUCUGUAAUAGCGCUUGCGUUGAGAGGUUUUUGAAAGCUAAAGGGGAAAAUGUUAAGAAAGCUGCGAAGCAACUAAGGGCUUGUCUUUCUUGGAGAGAUAGUUUAGGCACUGAGAACUUGAUAGCUGAUGAGUUUUCAGCUGAACUGGCCGAAGGAGUUGCUUAUGUUUCAGGGCAUGAUGAGGAAUCUAGGCCCGUUUUGAUUUUCCGGAUCAAGCAAGACUAUCAGAAGUUCCACUCUCAGAAACUGUUUAUUCGUUUACUGGUGUUCACACUGGAGGUGGCCAUUGGGACCAUGCCAAAGAACGUGGAACAGUUUGUUCUCCUUUUCGAUGCAAGCUUUUUUAGGUCAGCAUCGGCUUUUAUGAACUUGUUGUUGGCAGCACUGAAAGUUGUGGCCGAAUACUACCCUGGACGCCUUUACAAGGCUUUUGUCAUAGACCCUCCUUCUCUCUUCUCCUAUCUUUGGAAGGGUGUAAAACCGUUUGUGGAGCUAUCAACGACGACGAGUGUGGUGUCGUCUCUGGACUUUGAGGAGUCGUUGGACUUCAACGACUUCGCGUCGUACCCGCGAGCGUGCUCGUCCCUCCGAUACGACGCGUCGUCUAUCAAAACGGCAUCGAAAGUUGGGUCGUGCGCGUCGUCCCGCUUCUCCUUCACCGUCUCCCACCACUUCGACUCCCUCAAGCCCUGGUACCUCAGCCUCACCGACACGUCAGCCUCCAAGGUGGGCCCCACAGCCUCCGGCCACCUCACCCCUCUGGGCCCCGCCCUCAUCUCCCCUCUCAACGCCCGCUCCCUCUCAUUCGCCUCGCCGGCGGCGAGAACCCCGGUCGGAGGCAUCUCGAAACGGAGCCUCUUCCCGUCGUCGACGCCGUUGCCGGAGCGUCGAAUCUACGGCGCCGGCGACCCCACCAGAACCCCCCACGCGCGGACCCCACGGCCGUCGUUCCUCCAGUCGCCGGCGCUAUUCUUCCGCAGGGAGUGCCACGUCAGCAGAACUGAGAGGUGUCGGGAAUCGUUCCUGCCGUUCUUGAAGUUCUACCGGAGGCCGUACGAUGAGAUGAUUUACAGGUCCAAGAUGCGGCCCCCACUUGGUGGACUCAUCUCCAUUGUGUCUCCCCACCUCAGAAGACGCCACGUGUCUGUAUCUCAACGGUUCUGAUCUAUCUAAAGUUCUAAAGAAGGAAAAAGAAAGAUUUUAAAAACAAGAAAGCAAAGAGGAAAAGGCAAAAAAAGAGUGAGAGAGAAAAUAGUACAUAUAUUAUUAAUUAACAAGUGAGUGUUCAAA